CUGACAGGAAGCACUUUCUUUUCGAGUUCAUCAGGGAGAAGAAAGCUGCAACAUUGAGUUCACAAAAGAUUUGUGAACUUAUAGGCUGUAUCAGAAGCCCUUUCUUUUAUAGUUAUUCCAACUAUCUACCAUCUACUCCCCAGCCUUCACAAGAUGACACAAAAUAAAGCUGCCUGGAUUACAGCUCCUACUGAACAUCCCUUCACUAUCCAGGAGGCCCCAUAUCCCACACCAGGAUCCGGAGAGAUCGUGGUCCAGAAUGCUGCUAUUUCUAUUAAUCCCGCUGACUGGAAAGUUCAAACAUAUGGUGCCCCUUGGCUGAAAAACUGGCCAUUUGUUUUGGGCACAGAUGUCGCUGGAGUGGUGGUUGAUGUAGGCCCCGAUGUGGUCCGCUUCACCAAAGGUCAGAGGGUCGUUGCGUAUUGCCACUGUCUAGGGACCGGGAAUCCCGCCAACUCAGGAUUCCAGUUAUACACCUUGGUAAAAGAAACCACCGUGGCAGGAAUCCCAUACUCAACCACCUUUGAGGAAGCAUCCGUCCUACCGCAGGCUAUCUCGACUGCUGCGGCAGGUCUGUUCCUCAAAGAAAGCCUUGAUCUGCCCAUCCCCCCUCCUACUGGUGUGAAGCCGACAGGCAAAUCGAUUCUUGUCUGGGGUGGCGCGUCUUCAGUCGGUGCAACAACAAUCCAACUCGCAGUAGCAGCAGGUCUAACAGUGAUCACAACUGCAUCGGCCCAUAACCAUGAAUUGGUAAAGUCUCUUGGUGCAACUGCUGUUUUUGACUACAAGUCCCCUACUGUCGUUGACGAUGUUGUCAAUGCGCUCACUAAUACUGAGUUCAUUGGUGUCUACGAUGCUGUUUCUGAACCUGCAAGUCUUGAACUGGUGCGUGCGGUCCUGGACCAGUUGAAAGCAGAUGUUAAGACUAUAUGUGUUAUACCUUACGAUAAACCUACGGAACGGUUUGCGCCUAUAUUCAUCAGUUCCAACUUUCUGACUUUUGACUCAAACAAACAUGUCGCGGAGGGUAUCUGGAGAGACUUUGUCUUCAAAGCCCUAGAAACUGGACGCCUUCAACCGAAGCCGGACCCUGAGGUGGUUGGGAAAGGGCUGGAAAAGGUCCAGGAAGCUGUUGACAUCUUAAAGAAGGGCGUCUCGGCUAAGAAGAUCGUUGUCACUCUGUGAUCGUCGAGAUGCUAUCAAGUUUAUAGGAAAGUCUUUUGGCCCAGGUUGCGUUAUACAGUAGAUAAGGGUUAUUGACAAGUCG
Messenger RNA from Aspergillus costaricaensis CBS 115574, 1267 nucleotides. Its product is annotated as zinc-binding alcohol dehydrogenase family protein. Gene Ontology annotation, molecular function: oxidoreductase activity, acting on NAD(P)H. Lineage: Eukaryota; Fungi; Ascomycota; Eurotiomycetes; Eurotiales; Aspergillaceae. The transcript is spliced from 5 exons. The coding region runs from base 154 to 1185 and encodes 343 amino acids. The record is from RefSeq and is a predicted model, not a curated record.